This is a messenger RNA of Mycena citricolor, 2121 nucleotides long. Lineage: Eukaryota; Fungi; Basidiomycota; Agaricomycetes; Agaricales; Mycenaceae. The record is from the annotation of a GenBank genome assembly.
AUGGCUCCAAAGACUGGGUUCAAAAUCCCUCAACCUUGGGACACAAGUAGACCUAUACUUGAUGAAAAGGAUCCCCUGUCGAUUGAGGCAUAUUUGCGUCACUGCGCGCAGAUCGUGGAGGAUGGUGGCAUCACAGAUGUCAAACAAGCAAAAAGCAUGUACAUCCGUUAUUUGCCGUCGCGGCAAGUGAUGGACGUAUGGGAAGGUCUCGAUACCUAUUCCGACGACACGAAAACUGUCGCGGAGUUCGAGGCCGAAAUAUUAAAAGGAUACCCUGAGGUAUCCAAGCGAAAAACGGGGACCAUGGCAGAUCUAGAUAGACUCUGUCGCGAGAACCGUGGAAUCAAAAUCACGGAUGAGGGAGAUUUGAAGCGCUUCGGCCUUCAGAUGUACAGUCACUACAAGCGACUGUCAGUCCCUCCUGCCAUUAUUACCAACAAAGUCGCGUGUGAACGCUACAUGCGUACUUUGGACUCUGAGUUCAGUACCGUCUUGAGGAACGCUUUGGCUACGAGUCAAGUAUUCAAUAAGCGCUACCAAACUCGCGCUGGGAUAGCAAAUGCUAAUGUCCCCGCGACUGGAGUCAACCGGCAGGACGACCCCAUCCAGCUGAAAGAGCUAAUGACAAUGGCGGAAGAAAUGGCGUCGACGUUGAGUAACGAAGACGAAAUUCCCAUAAUCGCGCGACCUCCAAAGGUUCGCUUCGACUAUGAGACUAGUCCACCCAACCAUGCUAAGGUUGAGGAGUUGGAAAACUCGAUUUCUAACUUGAAGGACUCAUUUCUUCUACACCAAAAAGAGCUACAGACUCAGUUGCAGGAAGCGCUGAAGACGUUCGUACAGACUGCUCGCGAAGCGCCUAUACAGCGGUCGCGGCCAGUAGGCAACAACUCUUCUGUGCCCCACUUUGAAAGUCGCGUACAAGGAGGAGCUGCCGCACGGAACAACGACUGUCGCUACUGUGGACAAACUGGUCACUGGUCGAACGAGUGCCCGCUCAAGAGGUCUCACAUUGAGAAAAACCUUCUCAAAGUCGACACCAAAGGGAUGUGGAGGCUCUUCGACGACAGUUUCCUACCAAAUGGAGAAGGGACUCAGGGACAACGAGUAGAGGCUUAUUGGAAGAAGAAGGGCAAAUCCGUCAACUUCCAGGACUCCUACUACUUGGAUCAGUUCGAUAGCCGCGACAAUGAUGAUAUGUCCGACUACCCUGAAGAAGUGGCAGAUGAAAUACGCUCCCUUCGAAGUCAACUCAUCCAAUACGAGAGGAAGUCGUCGCGACCAACCCCAGAGAGUCGCGCUGAGCCAAAGACUCACAGAACUGCAUCUGGUUCAACCAGCAAUGCAAUGGAAAGUGCCAUGGGCCAAUUCAUGCAGAAAGCCAUGACCGACGCCAUGGCCGGCUACUUCAACAACAUGAACAGUGGUUAUCCUCAGACUCAGGAGCAGUUCAUUCAAACCCGUCGUGGUGCGAAUAGCCAACCUGAGCGCGACGAUAACAACUCGGCCAAGCCCUCUGAGGACCAUGAUAAACGAGCUGAGCGACGAGAGAAACCGAGAAAACCUGUGAUUAUUGAAGAAGUUAGCGAUAGCGACGAUGAUGAGGAAUCAGUGCGCGACAACGUCGAAAAGAGAAAGGAACUACCGUUUGAGAAAGUCAAGCCCGUUCUACAAGAACCAGUACAUUCUUCAAAAGCGCGCGUUCCAGAUAAAUACCAGUUGCGUGCACCGAUUCAAAAGAAGGCUGUGGCAGAAGCAGUCUACGACAAAAUGAAAAAUGCGUCAGUCGACGUCACUGUGGGUGAACUCCUAGCAGUUUCGGGGACUGUCCGCGACUCCAUUCUAAAGGACUCUUCGAAGAAACGAGUACCGGUUCAGAAGUCCAUGCUUCAAGAAACUGGCCGCGUCGUUGAAGACGUCUGGGAUGGAGAACUGAGCUACAACCUAGUCAGUGCUAAGGAAUUGCCCGAGCCUGUGUUCUAUCAUAACACAGUUGAAGGAGAAAUUCCCAUUGGCGCAGUUGUCGCGACGGACCCAUAUGAGAUGUACUUGGAGUCGAUACCCUCUAAUGAGAACCCAAGACAUGUCUAUGUUGUGGCCAGUUUACCCAAACUGAGCUAG